Molecule: messenger RNA, 5891 nt
Organism: Onychomys torridus (southern grasshopper mouse)
Lineage: Eukaryota; Metazoa; Chordata; Mammalia; Rodentia; Cricetidae
Gene: Slco5a1
Product: solute carrier organic anion transporter family member 5A1
Exons: 10
Coding region: 470-3091 (873 amino acids)
Biological process (GO): transmembrane transport; sodium-independent organic anion transport
Cellular component (GO): membrane
Molecular function (GO): protein binding
Source: RefSeq, a predicted model, not a curated record
CUUCACCCGGGAGUGUGUCACAAGCCCUGCGGUGGGCACCGAACACCCCUGGGAGUACCAAGUGGGAUGCCGUUCGGACAGUCGCGCUAAGUGACACCACACUGGGCACAGAGCGCUCUAGCUCCUGGCCACCGUCUGAGAGGCGGCGGCGGAGGUGAUGAGCACCGGACGCGCAAAGCGCCUACCGCGAGCUAUCCCCGGGAGGUGGACGCCGAACAGGGCUCCUCGCAGGACCGUGCGGAUCUUUACCUCCCCUGGCACGAGGUGGAGAAACCUCCCGGCUGCGCCUCCGGUCAGGAUGCUCUGGGCAUCUCUCUGCUGCUGAGAUGUUCAGUUACGCGGUUCUGACAUCCGCAGCCCGGGUCUCAGGUGGGCACAACUGAGUGUGGGCCCGGCUUCGGCCCCUCGUGCAGGUGGAUGAAAAGUGCCGGAGGCCUUGUAUGGGAUCAGCGAUCAGAUUUUAAGAGCCAUGGACGAAGGGGCUGUGCAGUCCCCGGCCCAAGAGCAGCUGGAGGCACCUGCGGGGGUAGGAGCUGUCCACGAGAAGUGCGAGUCAGAGACCUUCAGGUCUAAGAGUUUACCGGUCCUGCACAGCGCCUCCUGCCGGCCGAAUCUCAGUGCUGGGAAUGUAGAUGGCGAACUGGCCUCGGGCUGCACUGAAUCUUUGGGCCACCAGGAGAUGCAUGGAGGAGGGAACCUGAUCGUCCCUAGUCCCUCUGCCCCAUCCACUUCGGCAGGGACUACAGCGGAAGUCGUGGACUGUAACCACAGGAUGGAUCCCAGCAAAACUAUGUCAUUGUCUUCUACUCUGGCCACACUCCAGGAGAGAAGGUGUCUCUAUGUGGUCCUUACGGAUUCUCGCUGCUUCCUAGUGUGCAUGUGUUUUCUGACCUUCAUCCAGGCGUUAAUGGUUUCUGGGUACCUGAGCAGUGUCAUCACGACCAUUGAAAGGCGCUAUAGCCUGAAGAGUUCCGAGUCCGGGCUGCUGGUCAGCUGCUUUGACAUAGGGAACCUGGUGGUGGUGGUGUUCGUCAGCUACUUCGGUGGCCGUGGGCGAAGGCCUCUGUGGCUGGCGGUGGGUGGACUUCUUAUUGCAGUUGGGGCUGUGCUCUUCGCCUUACCUCACUUCAUCUCGCCUCCCUACCAAAUCCAAGAGUUGAACACGUCGGUCUCCAACGAUGGCCUUUGUCAGAAUGGCAACUCCACGGCCACCUUGGAGCCUCUUCCCUGUCCCAAGGACUCGGGAGGAAAUAAUCACUGGGUGUAUGUAGCUUUAUUCGUUUGUGCGCAGGUUCUCAUUGGAAUGGGCUCCACACCGAUUUACACCCUGGGACCAACCUAUUUAGAUGACAACGUCAAGAAAGACAACGCAUCCUUGUACCUAGCCAUCAUGUACGUCAUGGGAGCACUUGGCCCCGCAGUAGGAUAUUUACUUGGUGGCCUACUCAUUGGUUUUUAUGUCGAUCCCAGAAAUCCUGUUCUCCUUGAUCAGAACGACCCUCGUUUCAUCGGAAACUGGUGGAGUGGAUUCCUCCUUUGUGCCAUUGCAAUGUUUCUUGUGAUAUUCCCAAUGUUUACUUUUCCAAAAAAGCUUCCACCUCGACACAAGAAAAAGAAAAAGAAAAAAUUUUCUGCUGAUGUGGCUAGUGAUGAUGACGUCAUCAAGGAGAAAUCAAACACGAGUGAACAAGUGAACCAAAAAGUGUCUUCAAUGGGCUUUGGAAAGAAUGUCAGAGACCUACCAAGAUCAGCUGUCAGGAUCUUAAGCAACAUGACAUUCCUUUUCGUGAGUCUGUCGUACACAGCCGAGAGUGCCAUUGUCACGGCUUUCAUUACCUUCAUCCCCAAGUUCAUCGAGUCACAGUUUGGUAUCCCAGCUUCCAAUGCCAGCAUCUACACUGAAUGGUCUCUCUGUGUCCAUCCACUAGAGACAUUCUAUCGUAUGGCAGCUGAAAACUGCCACGGUGUCAUCAUUGUCCCCAGUGCUGGUGUUGGCAUCGUCCUGGGAGGCUACAUCAUAAAAAAAUUGAAGCUUGGUGCAAGAGAAUCCGCCAAACUAGCAAUGAUCUGCAGCGGGGUGUCUUUGCUAUGCUUUUCAACCCUGUUUAUUGUUGGAUGCGAAAGCAUCAAUCUAGGAGGCAUAAACAUCCCUUACACCACAGGACCUUCACUCACCAUGCCUCAUAGGAAUCUGACAGGAAGCUGCAAUGUUAAUUGUGGUUGUAAAAUACAUGAAUAUGAGCCAGUCUGCGGAUCAGAUGGAAUCACAUACUUCAACCCGUGCCUGGCUGGCUGUGUUAACAGUGGCAAUCUUAGCACAGGGGUUCGGAAUUACACAGAGUGCGCCUGCGUCCAAAGCCGACAAGUGAUCACCCCGCCCACGGUGGGUCAGCGCAGCCAGCUCCGCGUGGUCAUUGUGAAAACCUAUCUCAAUGAGAACGGCUACGCUGUGUCUGGGAAGUGCAAACGCACCUGCAAUACCCUCAUCCCCUUCUUGGUCUUCCUUUUCAUAGUUACCUUCAUCACAGCCUGUGCCCAACCAUCAGCCAUUAUAGUAACACUCAGGUCUGUGGAGGAUGAAGAAAGACCCUUUGCGCUGGGAAUGCAGUUUGUUUUGUUGCGAACACUUGCAUACAUUCCUACUCCAAUUUACUUUGGAGCCGUGAUUGACACCACCUGUAUGCUCUGGCAGCAGGAAUGUGGCGUGCAGGGGUCUUGCUGGGAGUACAACGUGACGUCGUUUCGUUUUGUCUACUUCGGUUUGGCAGCUGGCCUCAAAUUUGUUGGCUUUAUUUUUAUUUUCCUGGCCUGGUACUCUAUCAAAUACAAAGAGGAGGAACUGCAGAGGCGGAGGUGCAGAGAAUUCCCGCUGAGCACUGUGAGUGAGCUAGUGGGCCAGCCCAACAAAGCUGAGAAAUAUGCCCGGACUACAUCAUGCCCGGCCUUCAGCACCCAGGGGGAAUUCCACGAAGAAACUGGUCUGCAGAAGGGAUUCCCAUGCACCACACAGACCUAUCCUGGUCCUUUCUCAGAAGCAAUAAGUUCCUCUGCAGACCCUGGGCAGGACGAGAGCCCCAAUUCUGCUCUGUAGCGUCCCUGCUGAAGCCUGGAAAAGGAAGACAUGUUUUGUUGGUUGAGUUGAAUAUGGCGAGUUGAGAAACACCUGUGCCUUCUUACUUCCUUUCUUAAACCUCUAUAGACACAGUCCUCAAACCAACGAAACUCAGUAUACACAGCCACUACCGAUUGAGGGCUGGAUACCUCAACAAGACUGGAAGCCUUUCCCCUCUGUUUUUUCAGGGAGGAGCUUAGAUUCAUCUGUUACCACUUCUGCUGGGUUCAUUUAAUGCUCCCGUUCCCAUUUGGUAGAAGCCUGGUCCAUGGUUAGUCUUGGGAAAGGCUAUGACCACGCAUAUCAUUAGCAUACACUCCAGAGAAAGGUGAGCUUGACCAUGACUUUGCAUUCGCAAGUCGGGGUUCUUUAGAUUUGAACACCUACUGUGAGUUCUGCUUCAAAGCACAAUAGAAUUUGCCUCAACUAUGCAACUGGAUUGGAAGAAUAGAAGUGUGCCAUGCUUCUUUGGCUUUCAGAGAGCAGAGCAGAUGUGUUUUUGAUGAGUGGAAGCUGAAUGUUCCCUAAAGCACUGUUAACAGCCUUUUAAGCCAUAGCAGACCUAUCAAUCAGGUAGAAAAAUUCCAAAUGCUUCAAAGAACUGUAUACUGCAUUGUAAGGAAUGACAACAGCAUUUCCUAAGAUAUAUUUUUCCUCUUAGUCUGUUUACUCCAUCAUAAGGUAGAUCAAGUGGCUGCUGAAUCAUACAUCUGAUAGCUUGAAUAUUUAAACUACAGUAUUCUUUCAUAAGGGGCUUUAAAACUAGUGUGCUAAACAAUAUGGCUAGAAACUGUAUUUUGAGAUGCUUAAUAAGGAAGAAGAUGAUGGCUUUCUUAUCUGAGGAAAUGGCUGUAAAAAUUCACCUCCUCAGGGCCCACUAAAAGUAGCUGAGAGUUGCUACUACCUUGACAUUCAAAGUAGUUGAUGAAGAAAUUCCCAGGGUAAGAUUGAGUCCCCACUGGGGAUUUCACUUAUACCCUCAACAUACUGGCAAAUCUCUACUGAUUUUUUUCUGUAUAGGAAAUGCCAUGGUUGCUUCAGAAAAUGAAUAGUUCAGUCGGGAAAGCUAUAGCAUAUGAAAAUCACUGCAGAGGAGAUGGGAGAGUUGUCAGCUGAACACAGAAUAUGAUCCUACAUUAGGUCAUGAGUUAGAAUGGUAGAGCAAAUGACUCUACCAUCCUGAAUCCGGCUUUCUCAGAGCUAGUCAUUUCACAGCACCCUUUGCAUCUCUGUACUCAUAUCCUUCCUGCAGUGAUUCUGAGAGAGGAUAUUGCCCUUCCUAAAGACACCUUGGGUUUGUUGACAGUCAUUCAUGGACAGUGCUAUCGCUUGUCUUAGGACUACUUGGGAGGCUUUGUGUCUGGGACUCAAGAUUGAGGGCUCUUGACAGUCUUCCUGCAUGGGAUGGUAACUCAUGGGAUCUGGCUGCAAGGGACCAAAAGGCCCAAUGUAUCAUAAAGUUGAGACCUCUCUGUCGAGUAACUCAUGCCACGUAAGAUGAACUCAGGAAGUGUUUCCUCAUCUGGAAGAGAGAUGGCUGGCAGACUGGCUGUGAUCCAGACUUUGCACCUACAUUCUUGGAAGGCCACUCAAGUAGAACUGUUCCUAGGUACAGGAUUGAUUUCCUGCCCAUGGAGCAAGGCCACCAGUCAAGUGAUUUUUCUGGAGACAUGGAGUUUGUGGGGGAGCAAUCACUAUUUUACUGAAUAAUGUCUGUAUGUAAUAGAGCUGGUAGUGCCUGGGUGAGAAGGACUUUGCUUGGACUCCUGGGCUUGGCUGUCAUGGAGGUGGGCAGUGAUGCUCAGCUAAGGCUGUCACUGCUGCGUGUCAGAUUUUGUCCAGUGUAGCAACCAUGAAAGCUUUUCAUAAAAUAGUGCAGAUUAGCUAAGGGUGUACUUUGGGGACUCAGCAUCCCUCUUAUACAUCUGUGGAUGAUCUUAAGCCUUUAGAAGGGACAGUUUCCUUUGGUGUUGAUGCUAAGAUGUGUAGGUUAUGGAGAACUUGUGCUUUCUUAAUUUUUAUGUGAUAAUCUAGACAUUAUAUUAAGAGACUACUGGUAGAAUUGGUCCUGGUUUGGUAUUAAGACGGAUGGAUUCACCAGGGGUAAUUAGAAAGGCCCUAAUGCCUUUCUUCCUUGAAUUCAGUUCAGCAAUUGCUGCCCGGGUACCAGUUAUGUGUUGAUCCCAUUUACUGCUCUAUGAGAUCCUUUGAGAUGCUGAGGCCAGAACUCAAAGACAUUGACAUGGGAUGUGCACUACCAUAUGUGACUAGAGUUCCUGGUACUAUGAAUAGCAGAUGUGUUGUCAAUGUGCCGUUGGUGAAUGUAGAGUAAGUAGUGAAAGUCAGGGAAUGAAGUCCGGGUUAUGUUCCAAGUAAGGAUUGCUCCCCAAAUGUGUAGGCUCUGGCAGCAGCAUCAGACUAUUACAUAGCCAGUGCGGUGACUAUUUUGUAGUUAGUACCACCCAGUUGUACAUAUGGAAGAGGUCUUCUGUGUUUCUAGUAACCUGGUUGCAUUCCUUGUAGUCACAGCUCCUAACAGAAAAUUUCAUUGCUGCUCUCUGUGCAUAGGCUUUGAAUUACUUGUUUUGACAAAAGGACACCUUGUUCUGUCUUCAGCUCUAUAAAUUAAUGUGUUGUUGGGCUUUAAUAUGCAAAUAUAAUAUCCAGCUCAUUGAUUUAGAAACUCUCAAGGGCUGAGGGAAGAGGGUGUUGAAGAACAUAUUUUAAUGAUUUUCUUCCUUUGUGUGAUGUCUUGUUCCUUGGAGAUGGAGUUAAUUUU